Molecule: messenger RNA, 3306 nt
Organism: Salvelinus fontinalis (brook trout)
Lineage: Eukaryota; Metazoa; Chordata; Actinopteri; Salmoniformes; Salmonidae
Product: ragulator complex protein LAMTOR1-like
Exons: 5
Coding region: 1127-1678 (183 amino acids)
Biological process (GO): cellular response to amino acid stimulus; cholesterol homeostasis; lysosome organization
Cellular component (GO): membrane raft; Ragulator complex; late endosome membrane
Molecular function (GO): guanyl-nucleotide exchange factor activity; molecular adaptor activity
Source: RefSeq, a predicted model, not a curated record
UAGGCUAGGUGGUUAUCUAGGGUGUAAAAUAUUAUUUAACAAGAAGUAUUACAUUUCUUUGCGGUCAUAAGGCCAUUGCAAGACAGUUUGUUGUUACGAAUUCCACGAGUCGAAAGUGAAAAUAUAGUGCUUCUCUGCGCGUUAAAAUGAAACUAUUUUUAAGUUAGCCAACUACGACCCAGCAGAUAGCUAACCAGUCCUUUCAAAUCAAAUUGUAUUGUACACAUAUAGCAGAUAUUAUUGCGGGUGUAGCGAAAUGCUUGUGUUCCUAGCGCCAACAGUGCAGUAAUAUCUAACAAUUCACAACAAUGCACACACAUUUAAACGUACAAUCAUGGAAUUAAGAAAUAUAUAAUAUUUCAGAGACAACUGCUAGCUGUGCUAGAAAAAUUGGGCCUAGGGAGUUUAGCUAACGUUAGUUCCCUGAUUGGCAAGUUGACCAACACACCUAACGCCAUUAGCUAGUUAGAAGACGUUUCAAAAUAGUGACAACCUUUUGUUGACAAUUACAAACAUUAUCUAGUUUACUAGUUCAGCUUACUUAAUCAGUUAAUAUGUGUACGUCAGUAGCUAUCUACUUGCACAGCAUGGCAGUCAGUAGCUAUCUACUUGGAGGGCAGACAAUAGCUCAGUUUCAAUUCUCAACUAUCAUGAUGAUGAUCAAUCAGGGCCGGUAAAACGUGACCACUUAUGUAAAUUGGGCCUCAAAGGUUCACAUUCGGUCAAGCUGUUGGAACGUGUUGAACUUGCCAGCCAAUCAACUUCUCCCAGAUGCAUGUCAUAUGAUCUCAGAUUUCCCAUCCAGUUGUGGUGACAUAGGCCAAAAUGGAAUUUGGUGAAGGGAAGUUUUAUUUUUCCUUUUGGAAAAAGGCAGGGAUUGGCAGGGAUUGUAUCCUAUUAUUACUGUUUAUCAGAUGACUGUUGUACACAUUAUAGCCUGCCACUGCUUAGCUAACCUUGUUAUAACACAGUAUAAUACUGUUGAAAUAUACACACCAGGAUCAAUAUAUCAGGGUUACGUAACUUUUGUUUGGUUUCAUUCUGUUCUUCCUGUCAAAGCAACAAAUCAGAGGAUGAGUAGUAUAGGGGUUGUAGGGCGCUCUUUUUUUUUUAGACUUCUGUUCAGAUGUUGUAUCAUAAUCAUUUUAGCAAUAAGCAAGGUAAGAAUCUGGUAACCCAAACAGCCUGUGAUAGUGAUCGAGGAUUUUGUGAUCGCGAUGCGCAUGUUGUGCCUCAGGACCCUGACGAGCGUAAGCCGCUGAUCCCCCACCCGAACCCCGACAGCAAGCCCCUCAACGGCACAGAAUGGAACUCCACCAAUGUACCCUCAGCCCGCACAGACGAACAGGCCUUACUCACAUCCAUCCUUACCAAGACAGCUCUGAACAUCAUCGACGUCUCGGCUGCGGACUCUCAAGGCAUGGAGCAGCAUGAGUACAUGGACAAAGCUCGGCAAUACAGUACAAAACUGGCCUUGUUGAGUAACAGUCUGUCUCAGAAGAAGCCCCUCCCUCUCCCUUCACUCACCAGCCAGCCGCACCAAGUGCUCGCUAGUGAUCUGGUGCCAUAUUCGGAUGUACAACAGGUGUCCAAGAUAGCUGCCUAUGCUUACAGUGCAAUCUCUCAGAUCAAGGUGGACGCUAAAGAAGAGCUAGUGGUUCAAUUUGCCAUCCCCUGAUCUGCCCUCUGGCCUCCAUAAUACUCUUCCCGUCCUGUCCCCAAUGCCCACACUGCAUCUAUGUGUCCCAGUCCCUGUGCUACCCAGCUAUGCCACCAGGAACCUGCUGAGGACUAUGACAACCAGGCCUCCCCUGCUGAAAGGGUUAACCUACCUUGCCCUGCACCCCUCAGAACCACCUUUCAAAGCCACCAUUCAUCCUUCUUUCACCAGCCGUCAAAUGUUAUGGCAGUAUAAUGGUGUUAGGGAAGUCUUUGUUUUUGUUAUUUUAAAUGUUGUUUGAAGAGUGACUGAGUCUGACUGAAUAAACGGUUAGCUAGCUGCAUGGCUAGGCUGCUGGUGGUGUUAGCGCUGGCUGUGAGUUAUUCAGGAGUAGCUAACCUCGUCUGAUAUGCAGCUCAUGUAAUUAACUAACUAACCACAGCUAGGAAAAGAGGGUGAUUAUGCAUGUCCAAAUGUAGCACAGGAACAGGGUUAAAAAAGAUGUCCACAGCCAGCCAACCCACUACGGUGAGCAUGGGGAUGCUGUUCUGACACUGUGUGGACCGGUCACCCAGAACACACAUCCCACCCCUCAUGUCAUCAAUAUGAAUUUCUAGAAAGAGCCCUCACUAUAGUGUUCCUUAUCUUUGUUCAAAUCCUUAGAUUGACCUAAUGUAAGACAACUGGGUUGGGUAGGUUUAAAAACAGGAGGGACUUAGUUCAACUAUAGUACCUAAGUUCAAAUCUGAUAUGACCCGUAUGAGUCUUCUCUUGAGUUCAGCUCAUGUUGGCAGAGUGCAGGGGUGAAUGGGGGGUGGGGACAGCGGUUGGAAUCCACAUGGGUUUCUCUGAUUUCUGGGGGAAACAUGCUUAGCACUUCAAUAAUUUAGCUGGCAGUCCUUGAAUUCAUAUCUUUAGACUUCACAGAAACAAUACAGCUGGGGAUGGGCACUGGGUGGAACCAGGCUUGGGGGGAGGGGGUGGGUCUAGGUGGGGGGAGGGUUUGGGGGCUUGUAAUGUAAAUGAAUCAGUGAAGUGUUGAUGCCUUCUAUGUACAGAUUUAUGUGAUUCCGUCAGAAGCAAGAAAUGGAUUGUAUGCACCUCCCCAUUGUAGAGUCUGUUGGUCAGGAUUGGCUAAAGCUCCAAGAAGUUGUUUUAGGAGCCAAUCAAAACUAAGGAUACAGCAGCCCAUUUUUUAUGACAUAAAAGGAAAAAAACUUAACACCCAAGUUUGUUUGAAUUUUUAAACAAAACUGAUUGUGACGAGUUACUCACAUUAACCAGGAACUGAAAGCUGUCAUGGCAGUUUGAGAUAAACAACCAUAACCUGUGAGUAUCACCUAAAUUAAAAUGAUCAGAGGCGUUGUAAUUAUUUAUUUAUGUUUUAAGUGUAUUUAUGCUCCGGGGUGAGUGUGUUUGUGGGUGGGUGCCUCUCUGGGGUCUUUAAAGGGAUGAUCUACAAGGCCGUGUUUCUUUUCCACUUUCUGCAGUGUGCUUGUUUUGUUUGUUUUGUUACUUCAGUGUGCAAUAGUACCAGGAUAACAUUGUUCAUUUCUUAGGCUAGUACCAAAAGGUUUAUUAAGAUAUACUGUUAAUACAUUUUUUUUCCCCCAAUUAAUGAAUUCAUUAAAGACUUUCAACAAUAA